Messenger RNA from Capsella rubella, 2483 nucleotides. RefSeq lists its product as uncharacterized. Bases 206 to 2245 code for a protein of 679 amino acids. The transcript has 7 exons. Gene Ontology annotation, cellular component: nuclear pore. Lineage: Eukaryota; Viridiplantae; Streptophyta; Magnoliopsida; Brassicales; Brassicaceae. The record is from RefSeq and is a predicted model, not a curated record.
AGUGCCGAUAACAUUGUCGUUUUCCUUCUUAUAUCCUAACUUGCCUUGGAUUUCAGGAAUAUACGCAACUGAGUUUUUGUCCUCUUCCUCUGUUUCAGACUAUUGAUCACAGCUGUUCUUUCUCAUGCUUUACUCUGAAAGACUGAAAGUUGUUAAGUAACUGUUGCUUUGUCUGCAAUGGAGAAAAACUGAAAAGAGUUUGGUGAUGAAGGGAAGAACAACCAACAAUGUUCAGACGAACCAAUCUACGAAGAAUGGGAAAAGAGAUCAAAAGCUACAGAAGAUGAACAGUGCUAAAAAAUCGUCAGGGCAAGAAAGACUCAAGCCUUUGGAUGAAGCUAAAGUCUCUGAAGUAGUAAGUGAUGUUAUAACACAGUCAAAUCAGGAAAAUAAAGAUGUUACGAAUGGGUCGUCAGGUCAUUAUCAAGAGUCCGAGACUAGUGUAAUUGAAGAGAAAACCAAGAAAGAAGAGAGUGCAAAUGGCUCUGUUUGUGGUUUUGUGAAAGAUGAUGAGGAAGAAAUAAAGGAGUAUGAUACUACUACUAAUUCAAAAACAGAUUCUGUUCCCCUUUCGGAAACUUGUGAAGGUGUCAGAGAGGCUCAUUUGGCUAAAGAAGUCGAAGAUUGGGAAGAUACUUCAAAUGGUGGCAUUAGCUGCGGAAGUGAGAACGAGGCAGGUGAGGAUGAAGAAGUUCUGAAACAGAAGGUUGAGAGUUUGGAGACAAGAAUUGAGAAACUCGAAGAAGAGCUAAGAGAAGUUGCAUCUCUUGAGAUUUCACUCUAUUCGGUUGCACCAGAACACUCUAGCUCAGCUCACAAGCUUCACACCCCUGCUCGAAGAAUUUCAAGACUCUAUAUUCAUGCUUGUAAACAUUGGAGUCAAGGAAAGCGAGCUACCGUCGCUAGAAACUCGGUGUCUGGUCUCAUUUUAGCUGCUAAAUCUUGCGGAAAUGAUGUUUCGAGGUUGACCUUCUGGUUAUCGAACAUCAUUACUCUGAGAGAGAUCAUUUUGCAGGCAUUUGGUAAAGCUAGUGUUCCUAGUCAUUUCACAGAGACCUCUAAAUCAAAUGCGAGUGAACAAAUUGCUUUAGGGAAGCCAAGAAGGAAGAAGAACCAAUGGAAUAAGCAGUCAAAUGGUUUCAAGCAGGUUUUCGAAGAUUGGAAAGAAAUGGAAACCUUCACUUCUGCAUUAGAGAAAGUAGAAUUCUGGAUUUUCUCUAGAAUCAUUGAAUCUGUUUGGUGGCAGGUCUUCACUCCUCACAUGCAAUCACCGGAAAUUGGCGGUAAAACGAUUGAGAAACUAAUGGGACCUGUCUUGGGAGAUCAUGUUCAAGGAAGUUAUUCAAUCAACUUAUGGAAAAACGCUUUCAAAGUUUCUCUAUCCUGGCUCUGUCCAAUGCGUGGAGCAGGGCAUGAGUGCGGUUGCUUACCUAUCUUGGCUAAAAUGGUGAUGGAGAAGUGUAUAGCUCGAAUUGAUGUAGCCAUGUUCAAUGCAAUUCUGCGUGAGUCAGAGCAUCAGAUUCCCACGGAUCCCGUCUCUGAUCCUAUCCUAGAUUCUCAAGUUCUGCCUAUCCUUGCUGGAGACUUGAGUUUUGGAUCCGGGGCACAGCUUAAAAACUCGAUUGGAAAUUGGUCAAGAUGCCUCGCUGAAAUGUUCUCCAUAAACACUGGAGAUUCAGUAGAAGAAAAUGAUCCCAUAGAUAGCGAGAAAUGCUUCAGUUUGCUAAAUGAACUUAGUGAUCUACUUAUGCUUCCAAAAGAUAUGUUAAUGGAACAAUCCAUCAGAGAAGAGGUAUGCCCAUCAAUAAGUCUUCCGUUGAUAAAAAGAAUACUCUGCAACUUUACACCUGAUGAGUUCUGUCCUGAUGGUGUCCCUGGAGCUGUCCUAGAAGAGCUUAACGCCGAGGGCAUGUCGAAGCAGAAGUUAUCAGGAGUUAGCUUCCCUUAUGCGGCUCCUCCUGUUUCUUACAUUCCUCCAUCAUCAAUCAAUGUAGCAGAGAAAGUUGAAGAGGUAGAAGGAGACAUCUCUAGGAUGUCGAGGAAUGCGUCGAUGAUACAAAGAAAAGGAUACACGAGCGAUGAAGAGCUGGAGGAAUUAGAUUCUCCUCUUACAUCUAUCAUUGAAAACGUAUCGCUGCCACCAAUUUUAACACAGAACAGUAAUGUGAAGCAGCAAGUUGAGCAAAUAGGUGCAGUGGUUACAAAUGCAAGAUAUGAGCUACUUAGGGAAGUGUGGUCUAUGUGAGUGAUUGGAAGCCAAAUAUCGAGCUCUUUAGGGAAAACUCAUUGUCACCAUCUACUGAAACAAACCAAGUCUUGUCGAAUUUACAUGUAGCCGUAAGUAUUUGAUCCGAUGAAUAUGCCCCCUAGCGAAUUGUAUUUAGCCUUUAGCUACCUUUUUCAUGGAAAUGUUCUUUUGUUCCUUUGUUGUUGCCCCUCCUUAAGAAACCAUCAAAAUUCUAGUAAUGUUUUUCUUCUGACAA